AUGUAUCUCUUAAAGUCGGUUUUUUGCUUCUCUUAUUCAGUCUUUUUCAUCCACUCUCUUCCCUCUCCCUCCCUCUCCCUCUGUCUUUGUCUGUCUGUAUGUCUGUCUCUCUCUGUCGCACCCCACUUUUGCAUCUAUUUUUCUUACUGCCUGGAGUUCUUGUCGCGACCGCCACCCUUCUGCACAUUUCAGAAAACGUGUUCACACGACCCUUUUCUGUUUAACUCCAGAUCCCUACCACUCUCUUUGACGUACUUCUGCACAGUCUUACGUCUUUACCUUAAAAAAUUCUCUUCCUUCCAAUGUUUUCUAUUUAUAUUUUCUCUCUCUCUCUCUCUCUCUCUCUCUCUCUCUCUCACGAUUUUUCUCUUUCUUUUUAUUUAUUUCUAUCUGCUUCACUCUCUCAUUUGCUCUUAUUCUUUUUCUCUUUCUUUCUCCUCCUUACCAUUAACCAUCUCGUCAGUGGCCAUUUAUUUUAUUUAUUCUCUUAUAUUCUUCUUUCCGCUUAACACUUUUCUUUAUAGUAUUUUUAAACUAGGGAGGGGUCUCCUUGUUUUUAAACAAUGUAAACCACGAUUACUGCCUGCCCAGUCGACAGACUUAAGUAAUGAACAUGUGCUCCCCGAUGGGGUUCGAACCUGUCUUUCUUCUUUUGUGAAAAACACUCCCCUACCUGAUACUCUGUGUCCGGUAGGACGGCUACGGCGUGGAGACAGACGGGGUGACGUCACAAUUGGCGCCGCGACUAGGACAGCACGGCGGGUGCAGCCAGACAGACGCCACGAUUGGCGCAGCGACAUCGGCGGACGUCACAUAUGA
Messenger RNA from Acanthosepion pharaonis, 819 nucleotides. Lineage: Eukaryota; Metazoa; Mollusca; Cephalopoda; Sepiida; Sepiidae. The record is from the annotation of a GenBank genome assembly.